UUUUCCCUUCAAUUUGUUUGACAUGGUUGAUGCAUGACAUCGGCACCACUCGACUGUCAACACCAAAUCAGGACCAGUCAAACUAAUCUUGCUUGUUGUUGGUGGCCAACCAAAAUGCCGCCGCUAAAACUGCUCGCAUCCGCAUACUCGUGCCCGCCGUCGCCCCCGCCGUCCGCCAAGCUGUGCACGGACUGUGCGCGUAACGUGACGCAGUUCCAUCGAGCUGCGGCAGGCAUUGUCGAGGUUUGCGGCUCCGCAUCCGUUUGUGGCCCGUCCUCGCUUAGCGGCAGUAGCGCCGCCGUGUUCGUGUCGAGCGCGGCUGCUCCUCCGGACGACUGGGGCACCAGUCCGCUGUUCUAUAGUGUGCAGUACCGCCACGCAGAGUGCUUGAACCUGCUGCUCCACCGGCCAGAGUGGGCGCGCGGGCAAGUCGAGCACGGCGACUCGGACGGGUCGACACCGCUGAUGGUGGCCGCCCGCCGGGGCACCGUCGCCUGCGUCUCCACCCUGCUCCAGCACGGCGCUGCGCUGGAGACGCGAGACAGCCGUGGGCUCAACGCAGUGCACCACGCAGCCACGCGUGGCAAGGCCGAGGUCCUCGAGGUCCUGCUGCACCACGCCCUGUCGGCGUUAGCACGUCUCCUCGACAAUUUAGGUAACAGCGCACUCGCGGAAAACGUCGUCUGCCGCGAGCAACUCCAGCAAGAGGCGUUGCUGCAAGCAGGUCAAUCGAGUCUUCCUGACGUGGCACAGGCCAUUGCGUUUCAUGCGGAAUUCCCGCUUGCUGACGACGCGGCGCUUGAGCUUCUUCGAUCGGGCGCCGCAUCCCCAACACUGUCCCUUGCACGCGCUUCUCGCACCAACAUGUGUGGAGUACAAGAUGGGCACUCGGUGUUUGCCAGCAAAUCGUCGUCAUCAUCAUCAUCAUCAUCAUCAACGCUCAAACGACAGCAGGCCGUUUUUCACACCUUGUACCUCGCCGAUGCGCGGUGUGCUCAGGGGAAAACCCCGCUCAUGUAUGCAGCAUCGUUUGGUCGGGAGCACGCAUGUCAGGUAUUAUUGCAACGGCAUGCCAGCGUUGAGCUGGUCGACAAAGAUGGCAACACUGCAGCGCACUACGCCGCCCGCGCCGGAAAGCUUGGCUGCGUCGUGCUUCUCGCGCAAUUUGGUGGCUCGGUGCAUGCGCCCAACCUCCAAGGCGAGACUCCACUCCAGCUGCUCGAGUCGCACGGCAUAUCCGUCUAUAUGCCCCCCGUUUCGAGUCCGCACCUUAACAAGAACGCUGCUGCUGCUGCUGCUGCCGCUGACACUCCCGAUUCGCCUGCAGUUGCUCCAUUCCAGACAGGCGCACCACACCAACAACCUGCUGCUGUUCUGGUGCCUGAACUGCGGCGUAGAAUAUCCUCGCUGCGCCGACUCUGCUGGAGUUCGAUUGUGUCCCACCACCUUCCCGUCUCGCUCGAUGUCACACGCACGAUCGUUGUUGGCAUUCUUGAGCAAUGAUGUUUUGGACGGGGGUUGCCGACCGAGCAGAAGAGCUCGGGCACGCGUACAUGUAGAUCAUCAAAAUUGUUCCCCGUUGUGAAUGUUUUCAAGAGUUUUUCUUAACAAGUGCUCUGAGCGCUGCAGUCCA
Molecule: messenger RNA, 1633 nt
Organism: Capsaspora owczarzaki ATCC 30864
Lineage: Eukaryota; Filasterea; Ministeriida; Capsasporidae
Exons: 1
Coding region: 34-1503 (489 amino acids)
Molecular function (GO): protein binding
Source: RefSeq, a predicted model, not a curated record